AUGCCGCUUCACCGAUUGCUCUUUGCAGUGGUAUUGUUUGCAUGUGAAUGCCUGGAGAAGGCUGCUGCCACUCAUGAGCCAGAGGAGCAGCUCGAGCCUUCCAAUGAAACUUUGCAUCCGGGCUUCCUUGCGCAGCUACAAGGCCACAAGCGUGCCAUCUAUGCCAUCGCCAUCUCGUCCGAAGGUCUAUUGGCAUCCGGUGACAAGGAGGGCGUGAUCUGUGUCUGGAAUGUCUCCGCGCCCUCGCGGCCUUGGCGCAAGCUCACUGGCCAUCGCUAUGGCGUUACGGCCCUGGCUUUCGCAAAUGGCACACUUCUCUCUGGAGCAGCAGACAACACCACGCUGCGCUGGGACCUCGCGUCCGGGAGGAUUUUGCAGCAGAUCCCACAUCCGAGGACGGUCUUUGGGAUCUCUGUCGAUCCGAGCGGCGCCUUUGCCACGGCGGCCUGGGACGGCACCCUGCGGCUCUUCGGGAUGCAGGGCCAGGGGCAGGCCGAGCUUCCCAGCGGAGGAGGACUUUAUGCAGUCGCCCACUCAGCCCUCGAUCCGACGCUGGUGGCCACGGCUUCUGCGGACAGGACGGUGAAAAUCUGGGAUGUGCAGCAGCAAAGACUGCUGUGGACGCUUUCCGGCCACAAGGAUCACGUCACCGCCGUCGGAUGGUCUGACAGAGAGCUUCAGCUCGCCAGUGCAGGCUGGGACAGGAGGUUUCGUCUCUGGUCGCUCUCCAAAGAUGAAGUGGCGGCCUGCAGAUCAUUAGCGAAAUGUUCAACAGCAAUCGUCCCACGCUACGUCCGACGCCACCAGCAGCUGCUUUGGGCCGUUGCCUUUGCUCCAGGUGGGCGUCUGGUUGCUGCUUGCCACGGUGCCGUUGGACAGUCGCCGACCGUUGUUCUCUACGAUGCAGAGAGCGGUACGGUGGUAAGAAGGCUUGGGCGACACAAGGACACUCCUUUGGCCCUGGCCUUUUCCCCAUCGGGCGAUGUCCUUGCGUCCGCUGGCAUGGACCGGAGGGUGCUCCUCUACAAGGCCACCGACCCCAGCGAUGACCUCCCACAGGGCGACGCAGAUGACGAGGAGGAAAGGCUCCAAUGGCUUCAGGACGUGGAGGAUUUCCGCCAGGAGCAAAAGAGCCUCAAUGCGAGCAAGCUUGCGCAGUUGGCGCAGGAAUUGGCCAACCUUCAGAACCGGUCGAAGACCGACACAGGAGGGAAAGGUCCCUGGACGCCGCAUCCCGCUUCGGGCAUGGUUGCUCUCUUGUGA
This is a messenger RNA of Symbiodinium sp. CCMP2456, 1263 nucleotides long. NCBI's taxonomy places the organism in Eukaryota, Dinophyceae, Suessiales, Symbiodiniaceae. The record is from the annotation of a GenBank genome assembly.